Saccostrea cuccullata (small rock oyster) is the source of this 2002-nucleotide messenger RNA. RefSeq lists its product as uncharacterized. NCBI's taxonomy places the organism in Eukaryota, Metazoa, Mollusca, Bivalvia, Ostreida, Ostreidae. Gene Ontology annotation, molecular function: protein binding; ubiquitin protein ligase activity. The record is from RefSeq and is a predicted model, not a curated record. The transcript is spliced from 6 exons. Gene Ontology annotation, biological process: protein polyubiquitination; ubiquitin-dependent protein catabolic process. Bases 1 to 1770 code for a protein of 589 amino acids.
AUGAAUGCCCUGAGGGAAUGUCUGAUGGAGCUAGGGAUACCGAGCGCCUAUCCCAAUUUUGAAAGAGAAAAUAUCUCAAUUGAGAUGAUAGAGAUACUCUCAGAUGAAGAACUGAAAAGACUUGGCGUUGAAACGAUCGGAUUACGCCACAAGUUAAAAAAACUUGUGCAUGGGAAAACAUCGGUCACCGAACAUACCGCUAUAUCUAUAAGUAAGGAACGAGCCCGAUUAUUCACACCGUACCAUCGCACUGCAGGUGGGAAAAAGAUGCGCCGAAAAGACAAGUUCAUAACCAUGAAUUUUUUAUGUCUGGCCCAUACAGGCCAAAAAUGUGUUCCAAAUGCACUGGAAAAAGAAGCUCUGAAUAAAGCUGGACUUGAUAAUCCUCAUGAGAAGUCUAGUGAAUCAAGUUUAGAAGAGAAAUGUGUAACAUGUGGAAGGAAAUUCUUGCUACGAGAACUGAGGAACCACACAGAAACAUGUUCGGAAGCUGACACAGAAAAUGAUGUGCAAACAACAGACAUUUUGAAUAUUAACAUACUUCCACAAACCAUGCAGACUAGAUCUAGCAUAUCAAGCUCUCAGGAAAUGCAUGUUGAGGAAGUUGUUAUUUUUGAAGACCAGGAAUUGUUUUUAGAAAACACUGUAGAAAGUAACCACAUCAGUGACCUCGCUGUGACUGAAGUUUUGCCUGAGUCUGUGCAAAAUGUUGAAACAGUUUCAGAUGUGACCAGCAGAAUUAUUGAGUUUUGUAAAGUACAAAAUAUCGCAGAUCCGGUAGAAAUUUUACGCAAAGUACAGAAAGAAAUGGUCACAGGAAGGCCUUUGGAAGUGAUUGAUAUAACACAGAAUUCUGAGGGUGAUACAAACUUUAUUUUAAUUGACAGAACACAUCUUUUGGAGACUGGUUUUGAUGAAAUCAAAGCAAUCAGUGAUGUCCGAAAAACUCUAGAAGUACAAUUUUAUGAUGAGACGGCUGUAGACUAUGGUGGACCCCGGAAAGAGUUCUUUCGUUUAAUGUUAAAGUCAAUUAAAGAAAAAUAUUUUGAUAAGGGACUCCGAGAAUUAAUCUGUGAAGAUUACGAAGUUAUCGGAAAGACCUUUGCUUUAAGUAUUCUACAAAAUGGCCAAAUUCCAACUUUCCUAGAGCCAGAGAUAAUCCAGAAGGUAUUUUCUGAUUCCACGGACCAUCCAUGCAUCACAAGUUUGAGAAAAGGACUUGAGACAUUGGGAUUGUAUACAAUUGGUGUGCAGCUUCCAAGUUUUCUUUACCUUUUCCAAAAACAUUCUACAUCAUUGACAUUCAGGAUGCUUACAACACUUUUGAAACCUGAGUUUUCAUUAGAGGGCAGCAACAACAUUGAAGUGGAGAAGAAAGUUUAUGCUGCAUUUGUCCGUUAUUUAAGAGAAGUUGCAAGUGGUCGAAGAGAACACUUAUCCAUAGGGAACAUUUUACAAUUUGUAACUGGAGCUGAAGAAGAGCCAGUUUUAGGGUUUCAAAUACCACCUACUAUUCAGUUUCCAGAAGUAAUUAAUUCAUUUAUUCCAACAGCAAACACAUGUAUCAACUCUCUCCAACUGCCACGACCAAAGCCAAGCAUUGAUACAAAUCUUCCAGAAGAUAAAGAGCUGUUUGCUUUGUAUGAUUACGCAUUCUUAAAUUCUUAUUAUGGUUUGCGGUCAUUUUUUACCAAUUUUUAUUGCAAGGCAUUCAUUAAUUAUUACCUUGCAAAAACAGUUUUUGUCUGGUUCAUGGGCCUCUUGUUUUAAAUUUGUCUCCAAAUUUGUAGAAAUAUCAUCUACUAUAUGGUCAGUAAGUCAAAAAAUAAAAAGUUCAGACAGUCUGAAGGGUUCUUUAAACAAAUGUAUAAAUGUGAUUACAGUUUGAUUACAUUUUUCAACCAGAGACAUUUUGUCAAGGUUCAAGAAUUGAUAAUAAUAUACAAUGUACUGAAAUAAAACCAACCCAUUUUUAGUAAUGUUGAGAUUGUUGUAAAAAUUU